This is a messenger RNA of Urocitellus parryii (Arctic ground squirrel), 3453 nucleotides long. It is a transcript of the gene Gas2, whose product is annotated as growth arrest specific 2. Gene Ontology annotation, cellular component: actin filament. The record is from RefSeq and is a predicted model, not a curated record. NCBI's taxonomy places the organism in Eukaryota, Metazoa, Chordata, Mammalia, Rodentia, Sciuridae. Gene Ontology annotation, molecular function: actin filament binding; microtubule binding; cytoskeletal adaptor activity. Gene Ontology annotation, biological process: actin crosslink formation.
AUUUUACUUCCGCUCGGUCUAUGUGGACUGAUGAAAUGUAGGAAAUCUGUUUCUGGCAGGGGGAAAAAUCGUUUUCCCAAACUGCACCAAGAGGAGACUUCAGAGAAGUAUGAAGAGGGGCAGUGCGACUGUAGCUGCUGCCGCUGCCGCUGCCUCUGCCGCUGUACUGGUGGGGUGCGGGGAGCCGCUGCUGGAGGACCUGCGCCUGGAGGGGGCCGGCCCCAAGAAUCUGCAGGAGCCCAGGCGGGAGCCCUGGCGUCUCUGAAAGCAGCCAACAGCACAGCUCGGAACCCGGGGGUAUUACAAGUGGAUAAAUAAUGUGCACAGCUCUGAGCCCAAAGGUGCGCAGUGGGCCUGGCCUCUCUGAUAUGCAUCAGUAUAGCCAAUGGCUGGCCAGCAGACAUGAAGCUAAUUUGCUACCGAUGAAAGAAGAUCUGGCCUUGUGGUUAACCAAUCUAUUAGGGAAGGAGAUCACAGCAGAAACGUUUAUGGAGAAAUUGGAUAAUGGUGCUUUGCUCUGUCAACUUGCAGCAACUAUGCAGGAGAAAUUCAAAGAGAGCAUGGAUGUUAACAAGCCCACAAAGAGUCUGCCAUUGAAGAAGAUUCCAUGCAAAGCCAGUGCACCGUCAGGCUCCUUUUUUGCCCGAGAUAAUACAGCAAAUUUCUUAUCCUGGUGCCGAGAUUUAGGUGUGGAUGAAACAUGUCUAUUUGAAUCUGAAGGUCUGGUCCUCCACAAGCAACCCCGAGAAGUUUGUCUCUGUUUGCUAGAGCUUGGCCGGAUUGCAGCCAGGUAUGGUGUGGAACCUCCUGGUUUGAUAAAAUUGGAAAAAGAAAUUGAACAAGAAGAAACACUUUCUGCCCCUUCUCCUUCACCUUCUCCUUCAUCAAAGUCUUCUGGGAAAAAGAGUACAGGAAACUUACUGGAUGAUGCAGUGAAACGAAUUUCAGAAGAUCCUCCUUGCAAAUGCCCAAACAAGUUCUGUGUGGAGCGACUUUCUCAAGGAAGAUACCGAGUAGGAGAAAAGAUUCUCUUCAUUAGGAUGCUGCACAACAAACAUGUCAUGGUUCGUGUGGGAGGAGGAUGGGAGACUUUUGCAGGGUAUUUGUUGAAACAUGACCCCUGCCGAAUGCUGCAGAUCUCCCGUGUGGAUGGCAAGACAUCCCCCAUCCAGAGUAAAUCUCCAACCCUUAAGGACAUGAAUCCUGAUAAUUACUUGGUGGUCUCUGCCAACUAUAAGGCUAAGAAGGAGAUUAAAUGAAACUAAUUGGUUAUGACAAGGAGACUCUCAGAAUGGCCUAUAUCCACUUCUCCAGUGUAGUCAGUUUAGUUUACAUGCUCUGAAAACUACUUUGGAAAAAGGCGUAAUAGAAAGAAAAAAAAAUGUCAUCAUAAUGCAAAAUGUUCGAAGAGUAGCACUAUUUAUUUUCAAUGCUUCUGUAGAAAAUGACCUAUUCAAAGAAAUUCUAAACUCAGAUUUCAAUUAGAUGAGUUAUAGACAAAUUAUUAUUUGUCAAUACGUGAGCAUGGUAUUUAGAACACAAUACUAGGAACACAAUUCUAGCUAUAGAUGCUCAAGAAAAACUUUCAGGAGAAAUUAUUUAGGAUUUGCAGAUAAGUCAACAGAAAGUGCCUGCUGUAUGUUAUGAGUAAAAGCACCCCAGACAUUUUUAUAAUUACAGAAUUUUUAAGCUAUUUUUUACAAAAUAACAAUUUGUGUGAUAAUGUGCUACUAAAAAAUACCCAAUGACACUAUAAGUUCAGAGGACUCAGAACAGUAAUACUUUACUGGAAAGGCCAAGUCAGAAAAGUUUACAUUCACUUGGAAGAUUGCCUUAAAGUUGAUCUCUUAUUUUUGACCAAAUAUCUGGGGUACUUUUGGAAGUCUUCAAGACACCCCCUUAGCGAAUAGUUUAUGAUUUCACACACACGUAAGCAUACGUCUGUGUUUAGCAUGACUUAGUGUAACUCACACACACAAGCUGACAUACAUUUAUAUUUUGAUGAGUGAAUUGUACGAAUAUUCAUUACUUCAUGUUAUUUUAAAGCAUUUUCUUAAUUAAACUAUAUCUAAAUCCUACAUUGCUAUGCUGUCUAGUAAAUUCACUGUAGCUAAUGAUAUUACAGACUUAUGUAUACCCUCAUAUACCUGGACAGGGCUGUUUUGUACCAAUAAACAGCAAAGUAUUAUCCUCACUGAUUGAAAAAAUUAAAAACAUAAAUUUUUAAAAUGCUACUUGUUUCUCUAUCAAUGCUUCAAUCUGAAAUAAAGUUCAUCUUCAAAUGGCUUAUUUCCCUGAGAGUUUUUAGGAGAGCCAAAUAAUCUCUCUUAUCCUUCUUUCUUCACAUCUUUCCUUGAUCAUAGGUUGGAAAGUUUAACUUUUAAAGACCUGGAUGAGUAAAGUCCACCUGGAUAAGCCUCCAAAAAAGGUCAUUAACUUGAUCACAUUUACAAAAUCUCCUUUGGUAUAGAAAAUUAUAUAUUUAUGCAUCCUUAGAAUUAGGGCAGAAACAUAUUUGGGGGAAGAGGAGGAUUAUUAGUCCUAUACCACAUCUAAAAUCAUCUUUUACAUAUUGUUAAGAAAAUGGUUACAGCAUGGGGUCCAGCUCCUAACUAAUCAGUACUGAAAAGGGAUGUGGGGAGAUGAGACUGUGUUUAGAAGGAAAUGAAGAAAUGUAAAAGGCUCUUGCUGACUCCUGAGUGAAGACUGGCCAGGCAGUGGACUUAACUGUGCUAGUAUCACCUUAUUCUCAGCUAGAAGUAAGAUCCAGGAGAGUGUGAUGGAGAAGAUGAGUCCUAUCCAUGUAAAUAAAGGACUCCAAACCAAUAUAAUCUAGAAACCUGAAUGAUAAUAACAGAGGGGAAAUAUCCAAAAAAUGAAGUCCAGGUAAAUAAUCAGUGAAAAGAACACAGCCAGAAGUGAGUCCAGCACAAGGAGCAGAUUGAGCUGGUUCUGGAGCUAUUCUGUGAACCACUUUUACUGUAUUAUUUCUCCUACUGUGGGAUGGAGAAAUCCUUUCAGUUCCUAAACUGACUCAUCCACACCCAAAGAAUGACUUCAGAAACUCUCAAAGUAUUCAGGUUGGACUGUUUGGAAAUUAGUACGGGAACUGUUAGAUGUCUUGCCUACAGAUUUUUUGUAGUAGCCUGAAGGAUAGAUGGAAGGUGAAUGGACAGAAACUUCUAGCCAUCAAUGCAGCUCAAAGGAAAGAACUUCUUAAUAAAAAUUAAGAUGCAAUGCCCACUUCAUGAAGUGGUGGGCAUUGUGUCACUGAAAAGACAAUUGCAAUGUUCUGCCCUUAAAAUAUGAAGGGCAUUAAAUUGAAACUCAGCAUAAGCUAAGUACAGUCUUACAAAGAUAGUCACUGAAGUUCAGGAUAUAACAAAGAUAUCACAUCCAUAUCAAGGAAUUAAUGCACAUUUAGUUCUUAAACCAGAGCAGUCCUAUUUUGAG